Messenger RNA from Mya arenaria, 3198 nucleotides. RefSeq lists its product as uncharacterized. Gene Ontology annotation, molecular function: nickel cation binding. The transcript has 9 exons. The record is from RefSeq and is a predicted model, not a curated record. The coding region runs from base 142 to 1050 and encodes 302 amino acids. Lineage: Eukaryota; Metazoa; Mollusca; Bivalvia; Myida; Myidae.
CACCGCCCUAAAGUAAACAACUUCCACGAACAACUGCAACAAAUUCAGUCCAUGUUUUUACGACAUGACAUGAGUUAACAGAGAUAUUUACAAACUGUCGAAUUAGUGCUGCAUCGUUCCCACAGUGCGAUCAUUGCAAAGAUGACUCAGUUUUCAGUGGAAAAGAGACAUCAAGCGAAGGGGAAAGGAUGUGUGGUUGUGGAAUCAUUUCAGGAAUGUCAACAAGAAAAUGAAUUUUCAAAAGCAAAUGUCACAUCCCUCAUCAACUCUUACCCAUUGAAACUGAUGAUCCCAUCACAUGCCAGCGAAAACAACAGUAUAUGGGUGUAUCCAGUCACGUUUGGCGGAGGGCUUGUUGGAGGAGAUGGUAUUGAGAUGACCUUCCAUGUGAAACCUCACUGUUGUGCAGUAAUAACUGGUCAGGAAUCUACAAAGGUUUACCAUUGUGAAGAUGCCUUAACGACAAAACAGACAACUAGGGGUACAGUAGAAGACCAUGCCCUACUGUGUGUAAUGUCAGAUCCUGUUGUCUGCUACAGAAACUCGACAUUCUCUCAGAAGCAGGACUUCCAGAUGACAUCAGAGGGCAGCUUAGUUUACCUAGACUGGGUGAUUGGAGGGAGGGCGGCUCUAAAUGAACUCUGGCAGCUUACAAGUUAUGAGAACCGUACAGAUGUUUACAUAGAUGGGGAGUUGGUGUACCGAGAUAAUUUCAUUCUUCAAGACACGCCCACUGUUUCCAUGGUGACUGCCAUGAAAAAUAUGCAGGUUCUGGGAUCCUGUAUUAUCAUUGGCAAGCAGAUGGAAACCAUAGCAACCAAACUAAACACCAGAUUUGGCAUGAAGAAAUCCAUAGGUGAGAAAUAUGACCAAGAGAUCGUAGUCAGUGUGAGUCCUUUACGUUACUCUGUUGCUAUGGAAACAGUUCCUGGCGUCUACAUCCGCUUUAUGACGGUAUCUUCAUCCAAGGCGUACAAGUCCGUGGUGUCCGUAAUUGCCGAAGAACUGAGGACUCUGAUUGGUGGAAAUCCGUUUGAAGGGAAAUACUGAGCAAUAUAACUGACAUGCAAUAAUCAGCAACAUUCCACAUACUGAAAAAUACUACGGCCUUAAAGGAAGCAUAAUAUCUACAUUGUAUUGUAGUUUAAAAAAUAAGGCAUUUUUGCUAUACUGUCAUUUCAAUUUCUGUUUCCUGUGGGUGAUUGUAUUAAUUAGAAGGCAUUUUACUACCAUACUGCCAUUUAAUUACACCACAUGUGUACUGUGGGUACGUAUAAUGGUGAAAAUUAGAAGGCAUUUGACUAAUACUGCCAUUUAAUUACACCACAUGUGUACUGUGGGUACCUAUGAUGGUAUGAAUUAGAAAGCAUUUGACUAAUACUGCCAUUUAAUUACACCACGUGUACUGUGGGUACCUAUGAUGGUAUGAAUUAGAAGGCAUUUGACUAAUACUGCCAAUUAAUUACACCACAUGUGUACUGUGGAUACCUAUGAUGGUAUUAACUAAAAGGCAUUUUACUAUAUUGCAAUUCAACUAUGCCUCAUGUGAACUUUGUGUGCCUAUAAUGGUGUGAAUUAGAAGGCAUUUUACUAUUCUACCAUUGAAUUAUGCUACAUGAGAUCUAUGGAUGCCUAUGAUAGUGUAAAUUAGAAGGCAUUUCACCAUACUGCCAUUUAAUUAUGCUACAUGGGUACUUAAGGCAUUUUAUUCAACUAUUCUACAAAUAUUUGCAAUUAACUAUAACUGUGUUCAUACAUUAACAGUUUUUUUCUGUUGCUUUUACACACAUUUUUUUAUAUUUUAUAUGUUGUUUAGAUAAAGCAUAUAUCAAGCAUUUUAUUAUGUUACUCAUUUUAAAGAAGUCUAUUUGUAUACAUGUAUACUGUUAAAAGCAAUGAUAUUAAAUUUUGAAUGUUGAAAUUGUGAUUUUUUUGCGCUUUGUGCAGAUAUGUUUGAAGCCAAUUUUGAUAAUGUAUAAUGUUAAAAAUCAAUCAUGUGUUUUAGUUCUGGAACGAAAAAUUGAAAGCAUGUGCUUAAAUCUUCACUCUCUAAGAUUGACUGUUUUUACAACUUUUUAUUUUCUUGUCUUGGAAUCAGCCAAAGUUUGCUAAAUGUCUAAAAAUUGGUGAUAUAAGACUGUUGAUAAAAGAUCUGAUCACAGUUUUUAAUAUUUUUAUAAAAUCAGCUGAUUUUGGUAUCAAUGCUUUCUUUUCAGUCAUAUAAGAUAGAUCACAAUAAAACAGAUCUCAAUCGUGUAGAAAAAAACUGCCGAAAAUUUCACUUUUCAUUAAUUCAUUAGUAAUGCUUUUAGCCUUAAAACAUCAGUUAUGGAACGUAAAUAUGAAAAACUGAGAUAUAAUUUUUGUCAGCAAUCUGGUAUCACUGGUUUUCCGACCUUUAUGUGAAAAUAGGCAAGCUUCCAAGACAAAAACAUUGUUGAAAGGGUCAAUCUUUGUGAGUGUCCCUUUACAAUUGUUUGAACAUUUGUCUUAAAUAGAAAGAUAAUUUCACAUCAUUUUCCCACAGAUGGUAUCUAUUACAUAACCCAUGAAUCCUUAGUAGCCUGUUACUUUUCACUUUAUAAGUUAAUUUUGCAUCAUUUUCCCUCAGAUUGUAUCUAUUACAUAACCCAUGAAUCCUUAGUAAACCCGUUUCUUGCCACUUACGUAAAUCAAAUUUAAACUUUCCUAUUCAAACUGUCUGUUUGACUGAACACAUGUUUAAAAUAUUCAUUGAACUUUUCUAUAUUGAUCUAUAUAAUAUGUUGAGUUUCAAACUUUGAUUAAAAGUCAGAUUAGAUAUUAAACCAUUAUGUUUUCUGAAUGAUUUUGUUAAACAUAUUAAAAUAGAAGGUAAAGCUAUUCUGUUAAAGAACCUUACAAAAUAUAUCUACAUACUAUCUGACAUUAUGUUUGAUUGUUUUUGUUGAAGCUAUUUGUAUAUUUACAUGUUUUAUGACAAAAUAAACGGAUUGUCAUAGAUCGCCAAUUGUAAAAAAAAAUAAAAAGAAAUAUAAAAAAAAUCUUCCCAUAAAAAGUUGUUAAUGUUAAUGUUGUCACUAACAUUUUGUACUAACUCAGGGAGAAGGAAUGUAUUUUAGUGAUGUUUCCGCUAUAUGAUAUGAUAACCUCAAAGCUUUAAUUCACCUAUAAUAGAAGAUGCAUAAUAUGAUAUAUUUACAUUAAAUGUGCUUAAGA